Messenger RNA from Aphanomyces astaci, 521 nucleotides. RefSeq lists its product as hypothetical. The record is from RefSeq and is a predicted model, not a curated record. Bases 12 to 521 code for a protein of 169 amino acids. Lineage: Eukaryota; Oomycota; Saprolegniomycetes; Saprolegniales; Verrucalvaceae. Gene Ontology annotation, biological process: proteolysis. The transcript has 2 exons. Gene Ontology annotation, molecular function: serine-type endopeptidase activity.
CAAUUUCCAUCAUGAAAGUUGCACUCGUCGUCGCCGCCAUUGCCGUUGCAACCAUCGCCCAAGACGACAAUUAUAUCGAAAUUGUCGGAGGGCAUGAAGCAACCACUGGCCAGCACCGCUACGUGGCAGGCCUCAAGAGGUCAGCCACAACCAGGUCCCUCUGCGGAGGCAGUCUGAUCGCCUCCAACGUCAUUCUCACGGCGGCACAUUGCACCGGCAACGGCCUCUCGCAUGCGGUGGUAGGGUCGCACUUUCUGACUGGGUCGAGCGACGGCGUGCCGGUCAAAAUCACCAAGGAAAUCCCGCACCCUCAAUACGUCGCAUCGACGCACUCGAACGACGUGGCCAUCCUCCUCUUGGACCGCAAUGUCACAACUAUCACGCCUGUGACGGUGUCUUUUGAGGCUGUUCCUGCGAAUGUGCUCACGUGGGUCCGCGGGUGGGGCACCAUCUCGUCCAGUGGUCCCCAGUCGCAAGUGCUCAAGGAGUCGACAACACGAUGGUGGCUGCUGGGGGGCUAG